This is a messenger RNA of Torulaspora delbrueckii, 2430 nucleotides long. RefSeq names its product mannose-ethanolamine phosphotransferase LAS21 (gene LAS21). Lineage: Eukaryota; Fungi; Ascomycota; Saccharomycetes; Saccharomycetales; Saccharomycetaceae. The transcript has a single exon. The record is from RefSeq and is a predicted model, not a curated record. The coding region runs from base 1 to 2430 and encodes 809 amino acids. Gene Ontology annotation, cellular component: endoplasmic reticulum membrane. Gene Ontology annotation, biological process: GPI anchor biosynthetic process.
AUGCAAAAGCGCCUUCUUGCUCUAUUGAUUAGUCAAUUGGUUGCAGUUUCACUCUUUUGUGCAGGUUUUUUCCCCCAGAAGAAGGUCCUGAAAAGUGAAGCUCAAUUUAUAGAAGAGCCAGCACUUCAGAAUGAGGCCAAACCUGUGUUCAAUAAACUUGUUUUAGUUGUCAUCGAUGCUUUAAGAAGUGAUUUUUUGUUUGAGAAGUCCAACUCCAAGUUUUCCUUCCUUCACUCGUUACUUAAUGAGGGCAGCGCAUGGGGAUUUACAGCAUAUUCCAAUCCGCCGACUGUUACGCUACCAAGAUUGAAGGGUAUUACUACGGGAUCCACGCCCAACUUCUUGGACGCAAUUUUAAACGUUGCUGAGGAUGAUUCUUCGUCUAAUUUGAAUGAUCAGGAUUCAUGGGUUCGUCAAUUUUUCAGUCACGGUAAGAAAUUGAGAUUCUUUGGUGAUGAUACGUGGUUGAAGUUGUUCCCCAAAGAGUACUUUGAUGAAUACGAUGGGACGAACUCUUUCUUUGUCAGCGAUUUCGAACAAGUGGAUCAUAACGUCACUAGACAUUUACCCAAACAAUUGAAUAAUCAACAGGAAUGGGAUGCUCUUAUCCUACACUACCUGGGACUCGAUCAUAUUGGACACAAGGGUGGACCUAAUUCGCAGUUCAUGCCUGCAAAGCAAGAAGAGAUGGACGAGAUAUUAAAGCAGAUUUACGAAAAUGUCGAUGAUGAAACUUUAAUCUGUGUUAUGGGAGAUCACGGGAUGAACGAUGUCGGCAAUCACGGUGGUUCCUCAGCGGGGGAGACUUCGGCUGCCCUGGCAUUGAUCUCCAAAAAGCUGAGGAGGUAUGCGCCACCUGCUGAGCAGAUCGGUGUUCAGCUUCCUGUUCAGAAUGCUGACGGAGAGGUUGACUAUCAAUAUCUGACACGGAUCCAACAGGUUGACAUAGUGCCAACUCUGGCGGCUUUAUUCAAUUUCCCUAUUCCUAAGAAUAGUGUAGGUAUUCUCAUCCAAGAAACUUUGCAAUUACUGGAUCCGAAGCUUGCUAAGAUAAAACUUUUGGAAAACCUUAAGCAAUUGGAUUCUAUUAGCAACGGUCAUGAAGUGAUUCAAGACGAAGCUAAUAUCGACCAACUUUACGAUUUAAUGAAGGAUAUUCAAAGUGAUCUUACUAGAUCUGCAACUAAUUACAACUAUGAUUUAAUGGGAAUGGGCCUAGCCUUACUAGUGAUUACCACCAUCAUUACAGUUUUAGUUGGUAGCAACCGUAUGGAGUUUGGGCAUCCGUUUUUCUUCACCAUGAUCGUGUCACUGCUCAUAGGGUUAUCCAGUUUUGGUAGUAGUUUUGUCGAGGAAGAACAUCAAAUAUGGUGGUGGAUCUCGACUGGUGCCACAUUAGCCUCGAGCGUAUAUCUUGUUGACGAAAAAUAUACCCAUUUUGUAAUCUUGGUGUGUUUGAGGAUCAUCAGAGCUUGGAAUAACAGUGGUCAAAAGCAUUUUAACGAAAAUACCGUUUUUGAUAUUUUGAAACGCAAUCCUACCGAACAAUGGUAUUUGAAUUUCUUUGCCAUCGUGAUUUGCGGGUUGAAGGGAUCAUCUGGUGAUAUUGUGACGUUUAUGUGUUCCUUCGUACUGACUGCUUUGUGUUUGGUAUACAAGGUAACUUGGGCACUGGUAAACCGCGAGACUGUUCCCCAUUGGCUGUAUGAAGUCGCGUAUAAAUCAUGUUCGAUCAUGAUGGGUGAUACCACUGAUGUUUUUGAUAAGUCAUUAAUCCCACUAGCUCAGCUAUUCUUCCGAUGUUUUGCCGGGUGUGUAGCGGUAGCAGUGGUCGCUUGCAAAAUGGGCGGCAACAAAAACUCGCAUGCCAUCAGCACAUUUAUCACCUUGUUACUGAUAUUUCAAUCUCAAUCACCAAAUAUUCCACUCUUCUUUGUCUUUGACGUCCUAAAAAGCUCAUUGAACAAGAUUGUAAGCAAGAGAUACAAUUCUGACGCCUACAUGAUCUCUGCGGUUUCAUUGAUUUUGCAAUAUUUCACCUUCUUCCAUUUUGGUGGUACUAAUUCCAUUGCCACAGUGGAUUUGUCCAAUGCGUACAAUGGUGUGUCUGAGAAUUACAACAUUUACGCCGUUGGGUUUAUGAUGUGUGUUUCUAAUUUUGCACCUUCCAUUUACUGGUCCACUUUCACUUGGAAUUUGCUCUACAAAACCAACAAAAAAUGGCACAAUUUCUUUCAGAGUAAGUUGACGUUCCUUAUGUUCAAUUGCAUAUCAGGCUGCUGCCUCAUGUUCGCCUGUGUCGCACUAAGAUUCCACCUUUUCAUUUGGAGCGUUUUCAGCCCCAAACUAUGCUAUUACGCCACAUGGAACAUCUUUAUGAAUCUGGUCAUUGGCUGGAUUCUGGAGAUCCCACUGGCUCUAACUACUUGA